This is a messenger RNA of Penicillium verhagenii, 639 nucleotides long. RefSeq names its product ATG3/ATG10 family protein. The transcript is spliced from 4 exons. Lineage: Eukaryota; Fungi; Ascomycota; Eurotiomycetes; Eurotiales; Aspergillaceae. Gene Ontology annotation, biological process: macroautophagy; protein lipidation; protein modification by small protein conjugation. The record is from RefSeq and is a predicted model, not a curated record. Gene Ontology annotation, cellular component: intracellular anatomical structure. Gene Ontology annotation, molecular function: Atg12 transferase activity. The coding region runs from base 1 to 639 and encodes 212 amino acids.
AUGGCACUAUCCGCCUUUCCAUUUCUAUUGCCGGCCGAAUUCGAGAGCGCCUGUCGAGAUCUGGCCGAUCGCUGCACUUCAGCCCAAAGUACUGGGGGUUGGUUCAUUCGACCCGUGUCACAGACAAGCCCUAGCCUUCGCAUAACACGAUACAUGGAUGUCCAGACCGACUUCAUUCCUGUCGAUCCACAUGAAGCUUACAUGAUACGGAUAGAGGAUGAAGAUCCAGAGACGCUCAUUCGAACUGAUCUGAACCCAAGAUUACAGGUAGAUUAUGAUAUUGUGUUUUCCCCCACAUAUCAAGUCCCUGUUUUGUACUUUGCACUGCGUUGGCACCACUAUAAUGGCCCUGUGGGGCUGGAUGCCAUAUAUCGGUAUGUGGUCCCGGAGCAUUACCAAAUGGAGUUGAAGAGCGUAGGAAUCAUGGGUGGGAUCAGCUUUGGUUAUCAUCCAGACUCGGGCGCUCCGGCCUUCUUUGUUCACCCGUGCAACACAGCCGACGCUAUGACGCAGGUAACAGACGCUCAGAGUGUCACUCCUGGGACGUAUCUUCUCAUCUGGCUCGGUCUCGUAGGUCAUUGUGUGAACCUGCACAUCCCACGCGAGCUAGUGGCCUCUGAUAGUGCCGGACUAUCCUGA